This is a messenger RNA of Kogia breviceps (pygmy sperm whale), 2171 nucleotides long. The record is from RefSeq and is a predicted model, not a curated record. Lineage: Eukaryota; Metazoa; Chordata; Mammalia; Artiodactyla; Physeteridae.
UGCGCAGUGAAGCCCGCGCAGGGCGCCCCAGCUGUCUGCACCCUAAAUUCAGACCCUCCAGCAUCUUCUUGGUCAGGCGAAGCCCACGACGUUGACAUGCCGGAGAUCCGCCUCCGCCAUGUGGUAUCCUGCAGUAGCCAGGACUCGACCUACCGUGCAGAAAACCUUCUCAAGGCAGACACUUACCGGAAAUGGCGGGCAGCCCGGGCGGGCGAGAAGACCAUCUCUGUGGUGCUCCAGUUAGAGAAGGAGGAGCAGAUACACAGCGUGGACAUCGGGAAUGACGGCUCAGCCUUCGUGGAGGUGCUGGCGGGCAGCUCAGCUGGAGGCGCCGGGGAGCAGGACUAUGAGGUCCUUCUGGUCACCUCGUCUUUCAUGUCCCCUUCCGAGAGUCGCAGUGGCUCAAAUUCCAACCGCGUUCGCAUUUUUGGGCCCGACAAGUUGGUCCGGGCAGCAGCAGAGAAGCGCUGGGACCGUGUCAAAAUUGUCUGCAGCCAGCCCUACAGCAAGGAUGCGCCCUAUGGCCUGAGUUUUGUAAGGUUUCACAGCCCCCCAGACAAAGAGGAGGCCGAGGCCUCAUCCCAGAAAGUGACCAAGCUCGGCCAGUUCCGCGUGAAGGAGGAGGAUGAGAGCGCCAGCUCCCUGAGACCCGGGGCUCUCUUCUUCAGCCGGAUCAACAAGACCCCCGCAGUCGCAGCCAGUGACCCAGCAGGACCCAGCUAUGCAGCUGCUACACUGCAGGCCUCCAGUGCCGCCUCCUCCGUCUCUCCGGCCUCCAAGACAGUAGGCAGCACCUCCAAGGUGAGAUCAUCGCACCCUGGUGGGGUGGAGAGGGAGGAGGUGAGCUGGAGGCCUCAGCCCAUCCCACCCCCUCAUCCUCAGGAGUCCCCCAGAGGCAAGAGGAAGCUGGAUUUGAGCCACGAAGAAAAGAAGACCCCCAGCAAACCGUCCGCCCAGCCCUCACCACCCGCCCUCAAGAGACCCAAAUUGCCAGCUCCCACCCCUACCCCAGCCCCUGCCCCUGUCCCUGCUGCAGCACGGGGGGUGGCGCCAGGGAGGCCCCGAGGAGAAGGCGCUGAGCCCAGGGCCCCCCGCACCGGCCCGCAGGAGCUGGGGAAGAUCCUCCAGGGUGUGGUGGUGGUGCUGAGCGGCUUCCAGAACCCCUUCCGCUCGGAGCUCCGGGACAAGGCCCUGGAGCUGGGGGCCAAGUAUCGGCCAGACUGGACUCCAGACAGCACCCACCUCAUCUGCGCCUUUGCCAACACCCCCAAGUACAGCCAGGUCCUAGGCCUCGGAGGCCGAAUCGUGCGGAAAGAGUGGGUGCUGGACUGUCACCGCAUGCGGCGGCGGCUGCCCUCUCGGAGGUACCUCAUGGCUGGGCCAGACUCGAGCAGUGAGGACGAGGGGGGCUCUCACAGCGGCAGCAGUGGGGAUGAAGCCCCCAAGCCUCCCCGAAAGCGCCCCCAGACCAAAGCCAAGCCCUCUCAGGCAGCAGGACCUAGCUCACCCCAGAGACCCCCAACCCCAGAAGAGACCAAACCACCCUCACCAGGGCCCCAGGAAGAUACUGACACCAAGGGGGAGCAGUCAGAAGGACAGGACAAUGGGGCAGAAGAUUCUGGGGACACCGAGGAUGAGCUGAGAAGGGUGGCUGAGCGGAAGGAACAAAGGCCGCCCUCUGGCGAGGAGAACGGCAAGGACCCGUACGCAGGAUCCACGGAUGAGAACACGGACAAUGAAGGUCCUCCAGAGUCUCCCAAUCUGCCGAUUCCCGAGCUCCCAGACUUUUUCCAGGGCAAACACUUCUUCCUGUACGGGGAGUUCCCGGGGGACGAGCGGCGGACGCUCAGCCGUUACGUCACGGCCUUCAACGGGGAGCUCGAGGACUAUAUGAGCGACCGGGUACAGUUUGUGAUCACGGCACAGGAGUGGGACCCCAGCUUCGAGGAGGCCUUGAUGGACAACCCCUCCUUGGUGUUCGUCCGUCCCCGGUGGAUCUACAGUUGCAACGAGAAGCAGAAGUUACUUCCCCACCAGCUCUAUGGGGUGGUGCCCCAGGCGUGAAGUAUGUGCUCACACACACAUGAGUUUAAUAAAAGGGGACUUGGUUUGGAGCGGCUGCCCCUCUCACCCGUGUCUCCCAGAACCCACAACAGGUUCCCAGCGUUCUG